GUGGAAUUAUCUGCAGCUGUUUGUGAUGACUUUUCCGCGGUUAGUCUUGGCAUGACUCUUUCUUGGCUUGUCUCCGCACACUCAUUCUCAUGUUCGAUUCGAGGGUCGAGACCCUCGCGUUUCCUUAUUUAGCGCUCUUAUUGAUUAACAAGUGGAACAAACUCGGGUAUACAUCGGCGUGACUCAUUCUGAUCCAUCUACAAGUACGAGCUUGUUUUAUUGGAAUCUAUGGCCUCGACCACUAGAAGUUUCCCAAUCCUCAGCCAACACACUUCAGUAUCCGUACUGCAAGAGCAAGCACCAUGGCCGUCGCACCCGCAACCUCCAGUAUAGACCUGAUCGGCAACACGCCGGUAAUCCGCCUCCGCAAAGUCGUUCCCGACAACCAUGCCGACGUCUUCCUCAAAAUCGAAACCGGCAAUCCUACCGGUUCGCACAAAGAUCGAAUGGCGCGGUCGAUGAUCGAGGAGGCCGAGCGCCGCGGAGACCUCCGACCCGGAAUGACCGUGGUCGAGGCCACGGGAGGGAGCACCGGCUCCGCGCUCGCCUUCAUCUGCGCCGUCAAGGGUUACAAGUUCCUCGUGGUCUCGUCCGACGCCUUCGCCAAGGAAAAGAUCCGGACGAUGCGUGCCCUAGGCGCAGAGGUCGAGCUCAUCCAUAGUCCCUCAGGCCAGAUCACGCCCGAUCUGGUCCCAUCCAUGAUGCGGCGCGCACAAGAGAUCGCCGACACCGGCGAUAACUACUUCUACACGAACCAGGCCACCAACCACGACGCUCUGAUCGGGUACGAGGGCAUCGGCAGAGAGUUACUUCAGCAGUUUCCCAACGGCAUCGAUGCCUUCUGCGGCGCUGUGGGCGGAGCGGGCAUGGCGAUGGCCGUCUCCAAGGUCUUGAAGGCCCAAUGGCCCCGGACGCGCGUGGUCGUGCUGGAGCCGGCGUCUUCUCCCGUCAUCACCGAAGGUCGCGCUGGCACGCACCAGGUGGAUGGGAUUGGGCUCGGGUACAUGCCCGCGCACUUGGAUCGGGAGCUCUAUGAUGAGGCGCGCGGCAUCCCGGAGAAAGACGCCCGUGCGAUGUGUCGGCGUCUUGCGAGAGAAGAGGGUUUGUUGGUGGGCACGUCGACGGGGUUGAAUGUUGUCGCUGCUAUUGCACUAGCUAAAGAGCUGGGGCCGGGCAAGACGGUCGUCACGGUCGCUUGUGAUACUGGGUUUAAGUACAUGAGUGGCAGUCUUUUCGCCGACGAUUAGGCAUCGAGUGACCGCAAUGACACUUCUGGACGAAAAAUUGGCUCGGGGGUCUGAACAUCUGAGACUUAGAAAACGCUGGCGGGGGCUAGGAGCUGCAGGGAUAGAAUAGCACAGUGCUAUUGCGGGUAAGUGGGCUGUUCGUACACUUUUCUUUGUCUUUAGCCUGGCCCUGUUUAUCUUAAUAAUUAUUUGAAUCAUUCCCAAAAGGUUUCGUAUGGCUUUG
This is a messenger RNA of Aspergillus uvarum CBS 121591, 1470 nucleotides long. Its product is annotated as PLP-dependent cysteine synthase family protein. The transcript has a single exon. Gene Ontology annotation, cellular component: cytoplasm. The record is from RefSeq and is a predicted model, not a curated record. Gene Ontology annotation, biological process: L-cysteine biosynthetic process. The coding region runs from base 303 to 1247 and encodes 314 amino acids. Lineage: Eukaryota; Fungi; Ascomycota; Eurotiomycetes; Eurotiales; Aspergillaceae.